Messenger RNA from Dendronephthya gigantea, 1210 nucleotides. RefSeq names its product collagen alpha-1(XII) chain-like. The record is from RefSeq and is a predicted model, not a curated record. Bases 117 to 941 code for a protein of 274 amino acids. Lineage: Eukaryota; Metazoa; Cnidaria; Anthozoa; Malacalcyonacea; Nephtheidae. The transcript is spliced from 3 exons.
GCUAUAAAACAAAGCAUAUUAGGCAAAGUCAGAAAGUUGUCAGAGCGCGCCCUCUUCAUGCAGCAGUAUAAACGAAACAGAAGAACUGAUAUUUGAAAUUAAAAGAAAUCAUUAUCAUGUCGUUUUUCAUUUCGCUAUUUGUGGUGAGCUAUUUAUUUGUGCUCACUCCAAGCGUGGAAUCACUAAUUCCAUUUUGGCAAAAAAUAACCACCGCAAGACCAGUUCGAUCACAAGCGUAUUAUGACAGCUUCAAGGCAAUCCCAACGAAGGAAGAAACAGCUGAAAAGUUGAUGAAAAGUUUUCUAACCACAGCCAGAGUGAGCGGCAAAGACAAACCACGACGUCGUACUAAAGUGGAAGAUACGGUGGCGAUAUUGGACUCAUCUGGGUCAGUUGGAGAUUGUGAAUUUAAUAAAGGAAAGAGAGCCUUGAAAGAUCUGAUGAUGAUUCGCCGUCCUCCUAUUUUUGUGAAUUACUAUGCUGGUGUUGUGUAUUCAACAACGGCAACUGUGAAAUUUAAGUUUUUGCCUGCCUUUGAAGCUGCUAAGAAAAUGAAUGAUUUUUUUUAUGAGGGAGGAAUUACAAAUACUGCUGACGCGCUUAGUAAAGCUUAUGAUUUGCUCUUUGAUAAAAAUUCAGGUAGCCAUUUUCCUUCGAGAAAGAUGGUGUUCCUACUAACAGACGGGAAGUCAAACAAAAAUCAAGAUCAGACAAUACCAAAUGCUGAUGAUUUGAAAGAUCACAAUGUUGAGAUCUAUGUCGUUGCAGUGGGAGACUUUACUAGUGACAUCAACGAGGUAGUGGACAUUGCGUCGUCGCCUGAAACGCAUCUUCUCCGAGUUAAAACGGUUGGAGACUUUCUAGGCGUCGUUAAACUUGUUGUCAAAAAAGUUGAUCCUGAUACUUACAAAGUGAUUAGUAAGGUUCCACCUCCAUGUUGAAACUUCAUGCACCGAUGCUCCCUGCAUUAAAUUAUUGCACGGUAUUUCCAUGUCAUCACUUUGUAUACAAUUAGUUUGAUAGAGAUGUAAUGUCAGCAGCUUUGUACGCCGGUCAAUUGCAAGCUUUUUUAACAAAUUUGCGACUUAAUUAAAUACCAGUAGUCUGUAGUCGGUGUCCUUGUUUGAUAUAUGUUACUUUCGGGGACAGUGCCCUGUGCCCUUUACUAUACCAUAAUUAUAUAAUAUUAUGCCAUGCAUUCACCAUUUCA